Molecule: messenger RNA, 6300 nt
Organism: Salvelinus fontinalis (brook trout)
Lineage: Eukaryota; Metazoa; Chordata; Actinopteri; Salmoniformes; Salmonidae
Product: E3 ubiquitin-protein ligase UHRF2-like
Exons: 16
Coding region: 193-3036 (947 amino acids)
Biological process (GO): protein ubiquitination; negative regulation of gene expression via chromosomal CpG island methylation
Molecular function (GO): protein binding; ubiquitin protein ligase activity
Source: RefSeq, a predicted model, not a curated record
UUAUUUCGCGAGAUUUGCUUGGCGCGGUGACCCAUGUGAGCGACACCUCCUGCAAGAAUCAUUCUCCCCUGCAGAGGAAAAGGCUAUGGAGUGCUGAACGUUUUCACUGUUAUUCCCCUUUCCCCCCAAGCCCCUGUAUUUGUUGUGAUUAGAUUUCUGUAACCUUUUUGGUGGCUAUCGGGCGGUGGAACAAUGUGGAUUCAAAUUCGGACCAUAGACGGAAAGGAGACACGAACCAUUGAGGAUCUUUCCAGGCUGACCAAAAUUGAGUCUCUGAGGCUGAAAAUCCAAGAGAUCUUCAAUGUAAACCCCGGACAACAACGGUUAUUCUAUCGGGGCAAACAGAUGGAAGAUGGCCACACACUGUAUGACUACAACGUGGGUCUGAACGAUAUCGUCCAGCUGCUUAUCCGUUCCCAAGCGGGGGACGCUACAGACAGUCCUCUCAUCUCUCCCUCCGUCAUCUCCCCUGUCGUCAGCCCCAAGGAGUGUGACACAAUGCCCCCCACCACUCCCAACACUACGACUGGUGCAGCUACCACCCCCUCUAAACCUACCACCGUGGCCCCAACACUUACCCCCAAACCCACCACAGUCAACAACAACACAACCACCACUGGCAACACCAGUACUACCACCAACACCAGUACUACCACCAACACCAGUACAACUACCAGUAAGAAAACGAUUAACACCAGCGAUCCCAAUAACAAUGCAGACGAGUCUUCUUCGGAUCCACCGGCACGGCUGGAGAAACACCACAACCAGACAUCAACCUCUGCACGUCCCUUCCUCAUAGACGCGGGAAUUGGGGUGUUCAAGAUAAACGAGUUGGUGGACUGCAGGGACAUAAGCAUCGGUGCCUGGUUUGAAGCCUGCAUUGACAACGUGUCACGCAGCCCAAAGGGACAGAACAGCACCAGUAAAGCUCCUACAGCAGGGAAGGUUGGCAGGCCUAGCAAAAGGACUAACGGCAAGCUUGAGACAGAGCCGGACCAAGGCCAAAGCCACCUCUCCUCCUCAGACAAUAAUAAUGGGAAUAAUUGUUCUGUGUUGAACUCUGCCAGUAUUGGGCCAGGGGCUGGGCCCUCCACCUCUCAAACAGACUCUACUGCCACAGACAAAGAGAAGGAGGAUGUGACGUACCACAUCAGAUAUGAUGAUUACCCUGAGAACGGCGUGGUGGAGAUGUGUGGCGGUAACGUGCGGCCGCGUGCUCGGACCCUACUCAGGUGGGACCAGCUCACGGUAGGCCUGGUUGUCAUGGUGAACUACAACAUAGAGAUCCCUGAGGAGAGGGGCUUCUGGUUCGACGCUGAGAUUACAGCACUCAAUGAGAUCUCCAGGACCAACAAGGAGGUCCGCAUCAGAAUCCUGCUGGGAGGGCCAGGGGACGUCAUCCCAGACUGUAAACUGUUGUUUCUGGAUGAGAUCUAUCAGAUUGAGAAGACUGGAGCACACUCGCUGUCUGCUGUAGAUGGACAGUUCAAACGCAAGAGCGGGCCGGAGUGUAAGCACUGCAAGACGGACCCCGAGUCGGAGUGCAGGUUCUGCUCGUGCUGCGUGUGUGGAGGGAAGCAGGAUGCCCAUAUGCAGCUGCUGUGUGAUGAGUGUAACAUGGCCUUCCAUAUAUACUGUCUCAACCCACCGCUAGACACCAUACCUGACGACGAGGACUGGUACUGUCCCACCUGUAAGAACGACACCAGUGAGGUGAUUAAGGCCGGGGAGAAGCUGAAGGCCAGUAAGAAGAAAGCCAAGAUGCCCUCGGCUCAUACAGAGAGCCAGAGGGACUGGGGCAAGGGUAUGGCCUGUGUGGGGCGCACUAAGGAAUGUACCAUCGUCCCCUCCAACCAUUACGGGCCCGUACCUGGGGUUCCCGUGGGAACGACAUGGAAGUUCCGCGUUCAGGUGAGCGAGGCGGGAGUGCACAGGCCCCACGUGGGAGGUAUCCACGGCCGCAGUAAUGAUGGCUCCUAUUCGCUGGUGCUGGCUGGGGGCUUCGAAGAUGAAGUGGACAGGGGAGAUGAGUUCACCUACACAGGCAGCGGGGGUCGCGACCUUUCAGGGAACAAGCGCAUCGGGGAGCAUUCCUUUGACCAGACCCUGACCCACUACAACAGGGCCCUGGCGCUGAACUGUGACGCCCCCAUCAACGACAAGGACGGGGCGGAAUCCAGGAAUUGGCGUGCGGGGAAGCCGGUGAGGGUGGUGCGGAGCUCCAAGGGUCGACGCAUCAGCAAGUACGCUCCGGAGGAGGGCAACCGAUACGAUGGCAUCUACAAGGUGGUGAAGUACUGGCCAGAGAAAGGGAAGUGUGGUUUCCUGGUGUGGAGGUACUUGCUGCGAAGGGAUGACCUGGAGCCUGCUCCCUGGACACCUGAGGGGCUGGCGCGCAUCCAGACACUGGGUCUGGCUGUGCAGUAUCCUCCAGGCUACGUGGAGGCCAUGGCCAACAAGACCAAGAAGGAGGCUAAUGCUCGUCCAGGGUCCACCAGGAGCAAGAAGCACCCUGGUCGGGGCCGGCCGCGGCUACAAUCUCUGAAGAAAGUGAAGGAGGAGGAGGAUGAAGAGGAGGAGGAAGAGAAGCCCAUGGAGGGUACAGACCAGUCACAGAGUAACGGCAGUCAGGAGACAGAGGUGUGUAAGGAAUCGACGGAGCCCCGAGCCAAGCGUCAGAAGAUGGAGGAGUCGUUCCAGCUGACAGAGCAGCAGCAAAGCCUCAUAAAGGAAGACCAGCCCAACAGAAAGAACUGGGACGAGGCCAUGGGACACCUCAAGGAGGGGCCGAACUUCCUGAGGAAGGUGGAACAGACGUUUAUGUGUGUCUGCUGCCAGGAGCUGGUCUACCAGCCCAUCACCACAGUCUGUACACACAACGUGUGCAAGACCUGUCUCCAGCGGUCGUUCCGUGCUGAGGUGUAUACCUGCCCUGCCUGUCGCCACGACCUGGGGAAGGAUUACGUCAUGGUCCUAAACAAGACUCUACAGCUGCUGCUGGACCAGUUCUUUCCUGGCUAUAGCAAGGGCCGAUGAGGACAAGACACCUGCACUUACCCAAACAGUUACACACAGACCCAUGAUGCAUACAAACAAACAUAGGCAUACACAGUUAUUCAUACAUUGGUACAUAGUAUACACACACCCUCCAUCUCCUAGGCAGCAGGGACUGACCCCACCUGUUGGACUUGGACUGUCCCCAUUUAUGUCACCAGCCUGAAGUCAUCCAAGCCCCAGGAGAGCCUGGAGCACCAUGCCCCUACACCCCCAAUGGGUUCUCAUCCUUGGGUACCAACACCCCCCUCCCCACCCCCCCCCCCCCCCCCCCUCCAAUGAGUUCCCUCCCUAGCCUUCCACGUCCACAGAACUCAUCAGUUCAUCGCCAUCUACCUGUCCAUGUGAGGAACAGCCAGAGAGGAUGCUAAUGCUAACCAUAGCCAUGUAGAGAAUAUGUCUCUGAUGCUAACGCUACUUAGCCUCCAAUGGGAGGGUGCCUGAGGUCAGCAGCACCUACAGGGGUCAGGGAUUACCACCUAGGAGAGAGGGUUGAUGGGAAAUGUAGUGUACAAUGUGAAAGGUUAUUUCUUUAUUACUGGUCCAUUUGAACUUUAGACACAAAUGGCUUCAUUCUUUUAAAGGCCCUGUGCAGUCAAAACUAGAUUUUCUUGUUUUAUAUAUAUUUCCACACUGAGGUUGUAAUAAUACUGUGAAAUUGUGAAAUUUAUGAUAAUGCCCUUUUAAUUUAAGAGCUGUUUGAAAAGACUGCCUGAAAUUUCAGCCUGUUUUGGUGGAAUGGAGUUUGGCUUUCCGUGGUGACAUCACAAUGUGGUAAAUUAGUUAAUAUACCAAUAAGAAAGAGUUCCAAACCUCUCUGCCAAUAACAGCAAAUGCUUUGUUUUCUCUUCUGCACUCAAACCACUCCCAGACAGUCCUAGCAAAGUUCUUGCUUGAGUAAUUGCUAUUUCUCAAGCAAGCUAUAUAAGGAGCUAUUUUUGAUCGUUUUUAUUGAAAACGAUCACAGUAAGGUACUUUGUUGUAGCCUUGUACGAACCACCCUGGUCUCGCGAGUUCACAUUGUUUCCCUACACGGAUAUCCAGGAUGGUUUGUACGAGGCUAGCUUAAUUGUUUCCUAGAAAUGAUUUGAAUAUUGAGAUAAAAACUGGCUGCAUUGGACCUUUAAAGAUGUGUGCCUGUUCCUCCCUUCCUCCUCUGUUCCUCCCUUCCUCCUCUGUUCCUCCCUUUCUCCUCUGUUCCUCCCUUUCGCCUCUGUUCCUUGUCUGUCUGUUCCUCCCUUUCUCCUCUGUUCCUUGUCUGUCUGUUCCUCCCUUCCUCCUCUGUUCCUCCCUUUCUCCUCUGUUCCUUGUCUGUCUGUUCCUCCCUUUCUCCUCUGUUCCUUGUCUGUCUGUUCCUCCCUUUCUCCUCUGUUCCUCCCUUUCUCCUCUGUUCCUCCCUUUCUCCUCUGUUCCUCCCUUUCUCCUCUGUUCCUCCCUUUCUCCUCUGUUCCUCCCUUUCUCCUCUGUUCCUCCCUUUCUCCUCUGUUCCUCCCUUUCUCCUCUGUUCCUCCCUUUCUCCUCUGUUCCUUGUCUGUCUGUUCCUCCCUUUCUCCUCUGUUCCUCCCUUUCUCCUCUGUUCCUUGUCUGUCUGUUCCUCCCUUUCUCCUCUGUUCCUUGUCUGCCUGUUCCUCCUCUGUUCCUUGUCUGUCUGUUCCUCCCUUCCUCCUCUGUUCCUCCCUUUCUCCUCUGUUCCUUGUCUGUCUGUUCCUCCCUUUCUCCUCUGUUCCUUGUCUGCCUGUUCCUCCUCGGUUCCUUGUCUGCCUGUUCCUCCCUUUCUCCUCUGUUCCUUGUCUGUCUGUUCCUCCCUUUCUCCUCUGUUCCUUGUCUGCCUGUUCCUCCCUUCCUCCUCUGUUCCUCCCUUUCUCCUCUGUUCCUCCCUUUCUCCUCUGUUCCUUGUCUGUCUGUUCCUCCCUUUCUCCUCUGUUCCUUGUCUGUCUGUUCCUCCCUUCCUCCUCUGUUCCUCCCUUUCUCCUCUGUUCCUUGUCUGUCUGUUCCUCCCUUUCUCCUCUGUUCCUUGUCUGUCUGUUCCUCCCUUUCUCCUCUGUUCCUCCCUUUCUCCUCUGUUCCUCCCUUUCUCCUCUGUUCCUCCCUUUCUCCUCUGUUCCUCCCUUUCUCCUCUGUUCCUCCCUUUCUCCUCUGUUCCUUGUCUGUCUGUUCCUCCCUUUCUCCUCUGUUCCUCCCUUUCUCCUCUGUUCCUUGUCUGUCUGUUCCUCCCUUUCUCCUCUGUUCCUUGUCUGCCUGUUCCUCCUCUGUUCCUUGUCUGUCUGUUCCUCCCUUCCUCUUCUGUUCCUCCCUUUCUCCUCUGUUCCUUGUCUGUCUGUUCCUCCCUUUCUCCUCUGUUCCUUGUCUGCCUGUUCCUCCUCGGUUCCUUGUCUGCCUGUUCCUCCCUUUCUCCUCUGUUCCUUGUCUGUCUGUUCCUCCCUUUCUCCUCUGUUCCUUGUCUGUCUGUUCCUCCCUUUCUCCUCUGUUCCUUGUCUGUCUGUUCUUGUGGUGAUGUUCUUUUUCUUUCAAAUAUUUCAGGAUUUUUUAAAGACAUGCAAAUGCAAAAUGUUUUAAAUAAUGCUAUGGUCUCUAAAGCAGCAAACUGUGAUGUUUAUUACUUCCUUCCUACCUACUGCUCGAAGUGCUUAUAUACAAAACAGAAAUGUUCUUCUGCAUUGACUGGCAAGCUAAUUGUGUCCUUCUCCUUUGAGCUUCUCUUCGUCCCCCCCUGUCCCUAGGGUUGCAAGAUUCCGGUAACUUUCCAAAAUUCCCAGGUUUUCCAGGAAUUCUGGUUGAAAGAUUCACGGAAUCAGGGGGGAGUAAGCAGCAAAUCCAGGACUCCUUCAACAGGGAUUUCAGGAAAACAUUUGAGAAUGUUUUUCAACCCUACCUGCCCCCCAGUCUUGUACCGUACCGACCCCUACCGUGGACUACAGUACUAACAGUUCUUUAGACGUCAAGUGGAUGCUUCGCUUCAGCAUUAAUGUUCUGUUUUUAUUGUACUUGUUAAAAAGAAAAUAUGUUGAAAAGAAAAAAAGUGAUGUCUAUCAUUUCCUAUACUACUAUAACGUAUGCCAUUUUUCUAUAAUUUUAGUUGCCUAUUCUAUUUUAAUCUGUAGUUAUUUUUGUGGCAACCUUUACCUACUGCUGUGUCAGUCUGAAUGGAGAGUUUCAUUUCUUCAUAUUGUGAUCUGAAAUUUUAUACAUGGUAUAAUAAUACUUGAUAUGUACCUAAUUAAAUAUUUUGAUUCCAGAAAGCAACAA